AUGGACUUCAGAAACCAAACUUCGUCUCCAGCCUCGCGUGAGGAUAGCUUCCACAGCAACCCCGAUGCCCAUCACAGCAAACCGAUACGUCCACCGAGGUCAAACGCAUCCAAGUCGCGACUCUGUGACGAAGAGAGCGACUCGUCGAGCACCUUUAUCAGUGGAGCUUCGAAUGCCAUCGCAUCGCAAGACAAAGCCACUGCUGCCACCACCCUCGAUCGCAUCUCCAAAUACCUCCAACAUCUACCUCACGCUCAGGAUCCAUCAGACCCUUGCCUAAGCAGAGACUUCGCCACCGAGAACAAGGAGAACGAGCCGCCACACUACUACACACCUCCACGCGAUCCACGCGCCAGCAACACCUACCUCCGCUUCCAAGAGAUGAAGCUAAGAGAGCCAGAAGCCAGAUUCUCUACCCAUCAAGCCUGGUUGACUUUGGACUUUUCGCAAGGCAAUCCUGUGUUUAUGGUCGGCGUCGACGACACUCAACACGCAGAGAGUAUCCACAAACAGAUCACAUGGUUGAGAGAUAAAUGGAUUGGCAUCACCAUACCCAUCAGGUAUCACAUCAUGGAGUAUGAUGAUGAACCUAUUGUGCCACCGCCAAGAACAGGAAGACAGGUCAUGCGUGAGGAAGAUCUGAGUUUGCCGGACGGCACUUUCUUGAACGAUUUGGUUGAACGCUCCAAUGCUGAACGUUCAAGCCUGAUCAGGCCUUCAGGCUACUGCUACAGAUAG
Molecule: messenger RNA, 738 nt
Organism: Aureobasidium pullulans EXF-150
Lineage: Eukaryota; Fungi; Ascomycota; Dothideomycetes; Dothideales; Saccotheciaceae
Exons: 1
Coding region: 1-738 (245 amino acids)
Source: RefSeq, a predicted model, not a curated record